AGAAAUGUUUUAAAACUGGAAUUCACAUCCUAGCAUUAAUCAUGAUGCAAGUUUCCAGCCUUGGAAUUGGGACAACUUGAUUGUGCAGAAAGACCACGGAUAAAGAAGAAAACAAGGAAGGAGCAAAGCAUUGAUUAUAAAUGUCUUAAUAAUGAGCAAAUGUAGCAGGAAAAAAUAUAUUAAAACAAAUAUAAGACAAAUGACCAUGGAAACAGUUGAACCUCAGCAGGAUGGAAGUGUAACAGAUUCUGUGGCAGAGAGUGAUUCUGCUCAUAUGCAGACUCAGGCUGGCCAAAAUUCAAUCCCUACUUUAGCUCAUGUAGCAACAAUUGCAGAGACAGAUGAGUCUGCAGAAUCAGAAGGUGUAAUUGAUUCUCAUAAACGUAGAGAAAUCCUUUCACGAAGACCCUCUUACAGAAAAAUACUGAAUGAACUUUCCUCUGAUGUGCCUGGUGUUCCCAAGAUUGAAGAAGAAAAAUCAGAGGAAGAAGGACCAGCCCCUAACCUUGCUAUGGCUGUACCAACUAGCAUAUAUCAAACCAGCACGGGGCAAUACAUUGCUAUAGCCCAAGGUGGAACAAUCCAGAUUUCUAACCCAGGAUCUGAUGGAGUUCAGGGACUACAGGCAUUAACAAUGACAAAUUCAGGAGCUCCUCCACCAGGUGCUACAAUUGUACAGUACGCAGCACAAUCAGCUGAUGGCACACAGCAGUUCUUUGUCCCAGGCAGCCAGGUUGUUGUUCAAGCUGCCACAGGUGACAUGCCAACUUACCAGAUCCGAGCUCCAACUACCGCUUUGCCACAGGGGGUAGUGAUGGCCACCUCACCAGGAAGUUUGCACAGUCCCCAGCAACUAGCCGAAGAAGCAACACGUAAACGGGAGCUGAGGCUAAUGAAAAACAGGGAAGCUGCUAAAGAAUGUCGACGUCAAAAGAAAGAAUAUGUGAAGUGUCUGGAGAGUCGAGUUGCAGUGCUGGAAGUUCAGAACAAGAAGCUUAUAGAGGAACUUGAAACCUUGAAAGACAUUUGCUCUCCCAAAACAGAUUAGUAGAAAUAUUUAACUGUGAACUGAUUACAACAUGUAUAGUUGCUUUUCAAGGCAAUACAAUAUAUAGCUGGCAAGAAUAAUGGCUUUUUUUCCUUUGUAUCAUUCAUCUUACUUCCUAAUCUCCAACAUUCCUAAAAUGCUUCACUGUAUGUAGUUAAUACUUAGCUAUAACUUUCAAUUUUAAAAAAAGAGGCAAAAGUGUAAAAAUGUAUGUAACAAAUUCUUAAAAUGAACUAUUUGUAAGACUUAUUCCAAUGCUACAUAUUUGUAGUUCCCAAACCCUGUGUCAUGAAGAGUGUCCUAUGCAAUAGAAAGUUUUGUAGGUCUUUAAAUGGUCACCUUAGGAAAGGAUGAUCAAAGAUGAUGCAUCCAGCAGUACAAUAAAAUUAAACCACAAAAAAUACCUCAGGAAAGAAUUGCAAGAAAAUAUAUCUAAUACUUAUAUGAGAAUAGUCUAGAAAUGAAUUGAUGGCAUUUUCAGAUUUUUAUAUUAGUGGCUUUGUAAAGAAAAUAUUGUAUUGCUGUCCUUGAAUGCCAUAGUUGAAGGCAGUUUUUAAUAGAACCAUGUUGGUUGCAAUUUGUAGUGUUUGGUGCUUAUUUAACUAGCUGAACAUUUACCACUUUUUUUUUAUUCUAUCGUGUAAUAUAAAUGAUCUUGCAGAAGUUCUUAGUGUUGGUUUGAUAUUACCUCAUGAAAGUGGCUUAUUUUUACUAUUCAGAGUGGGUAAAAAGCCUAUCAGAAUCCUGUUGCACACCUUCAAUGGUACGAGCUGAUUUGGACAUUGGGUCAUGGUCCUUGCAAACACUUUUGUUGUCUCACCAGAAGGACAACCCCAGGGCUGGGGGCGUAGCUCAAUGGUAGAGUGCUAGCUGUCACUAGAGCUCAGCUAGCACACAUUAGGCCUGGGUUCCAUCCCCAGAACUGCAAAGUAAAUUAAAAAAUAAUAUAUGUUUUUUAAAGAAGGAGGGUCCAGAGCAUUGACUGGAGGUCAGGCUUUGCAGUGGGCAAUGCCUUGAUGUAGAUGGUCUGCUCCUUUUCUGGUCAUGGCCCUCUAGUUUUGAACUUUAGCUAAUGAUCACAGGAAUUUUGAAGUAAAACCAAAAAGACCUCAGAUUUCAAAAGAGCUUGAAGUCCACAGUGGAGCAGCUAUCACAGCAGUGUUGUUACUGGGGACCACAGUUUCUCUGUUUUUAGAGUAAAAAGCUUCUGUGCUUUAACCGCAAGCCCCCACUCGGUGGUGCUAGUUCACCUCUGUUCACUAACAUUUAUUGCCUAUGGGCUCUGUGCUAGACCCUGCUGUAGUUUCUUCUGUAACUUCUGAUUUACUAAGGAUCUCCACCCCAGUUUCACUAGUACGACUGGUAAUGAGCGAGAAUUAGGAAGUGCAGAAAUGGGAUUGUUUAUAUGGCGUCUGCCUGCUGCUUCCCUUCUGUCAUUUAUAAUUCUUUCCCUUAUCUGUAACUUCCAGAAGGUAGGCCAUGUCAAUUUUGGCUUUCUUUUAAAAUGCUUUUCUGUAGUGCCUGAGCCCUGAAUUUUUUUAUCUCAUGUUUUUUUUGGUGGUACUGGGUUUUGAACUCAGGUCUUUGCACUUGCUAGGCAGGUGCUC
Messenger RNA from Castor canadensis (American beaver), 2655 nucleotides. Lineage: Eukaryota; Metazoa; Chordata; Mammalia; Rodentia; Castoridae. The record is from RefSeq and is a predicted model, not a curated record.